AGUGCGUAACAUCGUCUCGUGCGCUAUCCCUCCUGUCGGGAUGUACGUUAUGUCUUUGUAUUUAAUUUUUGUGGUUACAGAUAGUUAUUGAAUCUCUGCUUUUCAUAUAUUUCAAUGGAAGCAUAAGGAUAGGUGACACGUGAGGGACCCAAGGUUGUAUUUUCUGUGCAUGGACGGAAAGCCAAUGCGCAGGGGUACUAGCACACGGCCAGACACCACCGGAAUGGACAUCACCAGUCGCUGCACACUGGGAGACCCCAACAAGCUCCCCGAGGGUGUGCCUCAGCCUGCCCGGAUGCCUUAUGUGUCAGACAAACACCCCCGUCAGACACUGGAGGUCAUAAACCUCCUCCGCAAGCACAGAGAGCUUUGCGAUGUGGUGCUGGUGGUUGGCGCCAAGAAGAUUUAUGCUCACCGAGUCAUCCUGUCUGCCUGCAGUCCCUAUUUCCGAGCGAUGUUCACCGGCGAGCUUGCCGAGAGUCGGCAGACAGAGGUGGUCAUCCGCGACAUUGACGAGCGGGCCAUGGAGCUGCUCAUUGACUUUGCCUACACUUCACAAGUCACAGUGGAGGAGGGGAACGUGCAGACUCUGUUGCCAGCUGCCUGCUUGCUGCAGCUGGCUGAGAUCCAGGAAGCUUGUUGCGAGUUCCUUAAACGCCAGUUGGAUCCUUCUAACUGCCUGGGAAUCCGCGCCUUUGCUGACACGCACUCUUGCCGAGAACUGUUACGCAUUGCAGACAAGUUCACACAGCACAACUUCCAGGAAGUGAUGGAAAGUGAGGAGUUCAUGCUACUCCCAGCCAACCAGCUGAUUGAUAUUAUCUCAAGUGAUGAGCUGAAUGUACGCAGUGAGGAGCAAGUGUUCAAUGCAGUUAUGGCCUGGGUAAAAUACAGCAUUCAAGAGCGUCGACCACAGCUGCCACAGGUUCUCCAGCAUGUCCGACUGCCGCUGCUGAGCCCCAAAUUCCUGGUGGGCACCGUGGGCUCUGACCCGCUCAUCAAAAGUGAUGAGGAGUGCAGAGAUCUGGUCGAUGAGGCAAAGAACUACCUUCUUUUGCCCCAGGAACGACCCCUAAUGCAAGGUCCACGGACACGGCCUCGGAAGCCCAUUCGAUGUGGAGAGGUCUUGUUUGCAGUGGGAGGUUGGUGCAGUGGCGACGCAAUCUCCAGUGUGGAACGCUACGACCCCCAGACCAAUGAGUGGCGCAUGGUGGCUUCCAUGAGCAAACGCCGAUGUGGUGUAGGAGUGAGUGUCUUGGAUGAUCUUCUGUAUGCAGUUGGGGGCCAUGAUGGAUCUUCUUACCUCAACAGUGUAGAGAGGUAUGACCCCAAGACAAAUCAGUGGAGCAGUGACGUGGCUCCUACGAGUACAUGUAGAACCAGUGUAGGGGUGGCUGUGUUAGGAGGCUACCUGUAUGCUGUUGGGGGUCAGGAUGGAGUCUCCUGCCUGAACAUUGUGGAAAGAUAUGACCCAAAAGAGAACAAGUGGACACGAGUGGCUUCGAUGAGCACCAGGCGACUGGGUGUGGCAGUGGCUGUUCUGGGAGGUUUUCUGUAUGCUGUAGGGGGCUCGGAUGGAACAUCCCCCCUCAACACGGUGGAGAGGUACAACCCCCAGGAAAACCGGUGGCACACAGUGGCCCCCAUGGGAACACGCAGAAAGCACCUGGGCUGUGCAGUCUACCAGGACAUGAUUUACUCUGUGGGUGGUCGGGAUGAUACCACAGAGCUCAGCAGCGCCGAGCGCUACAACCCUAGAACCAACCAAUGGUCCCCUGUAGUUGCCAUGACGUCGAGGCGCAGUGGAGUGGGUUUGGCAGUAGUAAAUGGGCAGCUGAUGGCUGUUGGAGGCUUUGACGGUACCACCUACCUCAAAACAAUUGAGGUGUACGACCCUGAUGCUAAUACGUGGAGGCUCUAUGGUGGCAUGAACUAUCGACGACUGGGUGGCGGCGUAGGUGUAAUUAAAAUGACACACUGUGAAUCACAUAUAUGGUAAUUCCCAAGGUAUUGCCCCAAUAGUUUGUGCUUCCCUCAAAGACACUGUAUGUCAUACAAGCAACGACUGUAUACUAUAAUCCAUCUACCACGAUUCAACUGAGGACAGGAUCUGGGGUCUCCUUGGAGCAGCUCUUUGCUCUGCUUAUUCUGCACAAGUGCACAUCUGGGAAUAACCUAUCAUCCCAUCUAUACUACCUUGGUCUGAAGGGAACAUUCAGCUUCUAACCACUACAUUGUCUUAUGUUCCAGCCACACAUACACAAAGGUUCACAGUUAGUCUCUUGGCCAUGGUUACAUUUUUUAUGUAAUAGAUCUACAUUUUUCGUGCGGGUUGGUUACAAUUCAGCUGCAUUGCAAAAGAAUAGUGUGAGGGAAGGUUUUCCCCUGCUGUCCUGUGCUGCAGUGCUGAAUGUCACUUGACACCUGUCUUUUUCACAAUAUCAUCCAUAGGGGAUACUUUAUUUAAACUCACUUACUUGGAACCUAUUGGGUGCUCAUUGAUUCAUUAUUUUACUGAAAAAUACAUAUAUUUUUUGCCACUGUGCAUAAGCUGGGGGGUCAUUCUGGAAGUGAAGCUGUGAGCCACAUUCAAAAUUGGGCAAAAUAGUGGUUGGGCCUUAUGAAUAACUACUUGGUGUAGUAUUCUCAUGUUAUUUCAAGACAAGGGGCUCAGAAGAGUCUCAGUGAGUGCUAUGUUGAAAGGGUGGGCAUAUUUAUAUGAACCUUCUGCCAAAUUUUACCCUAUGGUUUACAUUUAGAAGGUAUAGGACCUGAAUUCUUAGCUUUUUUAAGUGUUACUCUUUUGUAAGAGUCAACUGGUGCACUUUAGCCCAUUUGGAUAUUUGCUGAGACGAGUUGGCGCUGAAGGCGAGUUCAUAUUAAUACGUCUCUAAAACAAAAGUUGGUAGAUGUUCUCUGCAGAUGCAUGUUUAUUGUGGGCAUGCUAAAUGCCAGCAUUCUUGACAUUCUGUGAUAUUAAAUGUUAAGCAUUCAUGUUGCCAUUUUUGAAAAUUUAAUUUUCACUUCUGAUGCUUUAUAGAGUGGACUGAAAACAUUGUGUAUAUAUGUCAAAAACUUUCACUUUUGCCAGGGAUUGGAACAUGGCAGAUCUUUAUUAAAGUGAAAUAUAUACUAAUGAAAAGCAA
Messenger RNA from Scleropages formosus (Asian bonytongue), 3146 nucleotides. RefSeq names its product kelch-like family member 20 (gene klhl20). The coding region runs from base 170 to 1999 and encodes 609 amino acids. The transcript has 12 exons. NCBI's taxonomy places the organism in Eukaryota, Metazoa, Chordata, Actinopteri, Osteoglossiformes, Osteoglossidae. Gene Ontology annotation, biological process: proteasome-mediated ubiquitin-dependent protein catabolic process; protein K33-linked ubiquitination; Golgi to endosome transport. Gene Ontology annotation, cellular component: trans-Golgi network; PML body. The record is from RefSeq and is a predicted model, not a curated record. Gene Ontology annotation, molecular function: type II interferon binding.